Lasiosphaeria miniovina is the source of this 1397-nucleotide messenger RNA. RefSeq lists its product as uncharacterized. The record is from RefSeq and is a predicted model, not a curated record. Lineage: Eukaryota; Fungi; Ascomycota; Sordariomycetes; Sordariales; Lasiosphaeriaceae. Bases 228 to 1160 code for a protein of 310 amino acids. The transcript has 2 exons.
AAACCAAGGCGUCGGGUAGGCAACCGAAAUCCUAAUAGCCUGCCCGCCGGAGCCUCGGGCGCUCGUCCUUUGUAGGACGAUACGCGCACCUCAUCGCCGAAGAUAUUGCGGGGGUGCAUGCACAAUGACGUCGUGGGCACGAGAUGGGGUCGGAGCAUGCAUCGCAUCCGUGAAGGUGGAGGAAAAGAUCAACCCCUGCGGCGGAGGACAAGUGACGACCUCAAACCAUGGUGCGCGGACGGCCUUGUGAGAGACCAUCUAAUGUAUAUCAGCGUCUGUGGGGCUUUUAUUCUUUUGCCGUUCCCGGUUCGUGUGUGUGUGUUGGCAUCACACCUCAUUCGUCUGGGCGUGCCUGCCCUGCAGCCUGGGGCAGAGCUCUGGGGGGGCCUCGGACCGGCCUCGCUGGACUCGUGGGCACGCGGUUCAUCACGUCGCCAAGAACGUCCCGUUCGUUCCACACGUGGGCGCUAGCCUCUCACUCAGCCCGUCGAGCCUCGGGAAAGCCGCACCGGAUUAGGCAAGACGAAGCGCAGGAUCGGGUAGGGCGCACCCCGACGGAUACUGCCGACCCAGUCACCACCAUGUGCAGAAGCAAUAAGAACAUGGCCACGACGUCCUGCACCGCCCUUUACCCUGCCAGAUCUUUUUGCAUGUUUCUCUACGCUAGGGUGAAAACAGCUGGGUACACCCGAACCCAUGAGCAUCACCGUGAUAUCGUAGUAUCCGACCUCGUGUUGGCCAGGCUAGGUCUCUUCCGACAACGGAGUGCCGGUUCAAUGGCGUGUCAUCCGCUGAGGAGACGUUCAAUGGUAUGCCAUCCGCUGAGGAGACGCUCAAUGGUAUGCCAUUCGCUGAGGAGACGUUCAAUGGCAUGUCAUCCGCUGACGAGACCCUGCGCCCGAUGGACGACGCUACGAAAGGGCCGUGCCGCGGCGGGUACGAUUCGUGACGAACCCAAAAGUAUGGCGCGUUCUGACCCUGGAAGUUACAUCUUCCAUUGGCUGUGGGAUGGGACGCUUUACCGUUGCCCCUCUCGAUAUGGCCCGUGUGCGCAAGGUGGUCAACCUCUGGGCUGGUCCAGGCUGGUGGGCAGAGCACGUCCUGCAUCCCGAGUCCCUCGCACUUUGUCAACUCAUGAUAACGGCGCGCUAGGGCCAUGAGUAUUCUCCAUCCGAUACUUCAAGUGAUGGAAUUCGACACUUGGCCAUCUGGACGUUUUGAACGUCUUGAAAAGAGUUCUCGUAACCUACGACUUCGAAUUCAUCUGGCUUUACCUUGAGCCCUGCCCAAGCUACUAUUACCGCGAGAUUCAGACAGGGUCCAUACCUGUCGUCAAAGAAAGGCUUGAAAAGAUGCGUGAGGAGUUGGACCAACCAGCAUAGAACGCUACGUGGAAA